Portunus trituberculatus (swimming crab) is the source of this 1677-nucleotide messenger RNA. RefSeq names its product hyaluronidase-like. Gene Ontology annotation, biological process: carbohydrate metabolic process; hyaluronan catabolic process. The transcript has 8 exons. NCBI's taxonomy places the organism in Eukaryota, Metazoa, Arthropoda, Malacostraca, Decapoda, Portunidae. The record is from RefSeq and is a predicted model, not a curated record. The coding region runs from base 163 to 1323 and encodes 386 amino acids. Gene Ontology annotation, molecular function: hyalurononglucosaminidase activity.
GGUGCGUGCUAAGAGACAGUGGUCAGAGUGCGUGCGUGCGUGCGUGUGUAGUAUUUGUAAGAUAAAAGCAAGAUCGUUGGAAUUAUUGUUACAGCUCUUACGAAGAACAACUUGUAAACUGUACUAAAACGAAUGUAUUGAUUGCCCCGGAGAAGACACGUGAUGAGGGCGGACACGCGGCUGUUUCCCUGGUGGCUGUGUGCGUGUCUGUGUGCAUUGAGGGGCGUCGCGUGUGCUUCUGAACCCUUUCAUGUGUACUGGAACGUGCCCUCGUUUUUGUGUGGCAAGUACGGCACGUAUAUCAAUGUUUCUCAGUUUGGCAUCGUGCAGAACGCCGGGGACGCCUUCCAUGGAGAAAAGGUAACCAUCCUUUACGACCCUGGAGCCUUCCCCAUGUUUGAUAAAGAAGGACAGGCGUUGCGUGGCGGCAUUCCCCAGAACGGCAGCCUCGCCACUCACAUACAGCGCUUCAUCAACACCCUCAAUACUAUCGUCCCUCUAGACUUCAAAGGCGCCGGGGUUCUGGACUUCGAAAAGUAUUACCCAAGCUACACUGAAAGCCCAGCCGAGUACCGCGUGGCCUCGAGAGCUUGGGUAAAGGAGAAGCACCCUGACUGGAGCCCCGAGAAGGUGGAGAUACAUGCCUGGGAGUCCUUCAAUUCCUCCGCCAGGGACUUCUUUCAGUCUCUCCUGUGGGUGGCGCGUGAGCUGCGUCCUGGCGGUCUCUGGGGCUACUACCACUAUCCCUACUGCAACGACUGGAAGGCCUUCUCCACCACCUGCAAUCCACAGAUAAAGAAGAUGAACGAGAAACUUUCAUGGAUGUUCAAAAGCAGCGUAGCGUUGUACCCGAGCAUGUACGUCAGGUAUUAUUCAGGGUACUCUCCAAGGGCACGCCGCCAGCACGCGCGUCUCAGCCUGCUGGAGGGAUUAGCGGCGCGGCGGCGUGACAACCCUACUGCUCCCGUGAUACCCUACAUGUGGUACAGGUACCACGACACUCCUGACCUCCUCUACCCCGUGGACAUUGUGAACACCCUCGGCAUGACACGGCUGUUGGGGGGCCAGGGGGUGGUGGUCUGGGGGGGCGGUAAAGAUUUGGCCACGAAGGAGAAAUGUCAGGAAUUGAAGGCGUACGCAGAGGGUCAACUCGGUCCCCUGGUGCGGUACUUGGCUCACCUCCCCCGCACUAAGCUAAGGCGCCUGCUGGCCUCCCGUGCCCGCCUCAAGAGGGGGGUGCGGGCUGCCCUUCGUGAGGUGAAGACACGGGCGGUAGAUGGCGCUGGUGCAUGGUGCAGUAAUAGAGUGGGAGGGUGUACUUAGAGAGAGAGAGAGAGAGAGAGAGAGAGAGAGAGAGUGUGUGUGUGUGUGUGUGUGUUUUAUUGACGUAUUGAUGGAGAAAGGGUGAAGUGUAAUGGUUAUGAUUGAGAUGGAUUAUCUACCAUUACUACUACCAUUACUACUACUACUAUUACCACUACUACUAUACUAUCACUACUACUAUUACCACUACUACUAUACUAUCACUACUACUAUUACCACUACUACUACUGCUUUCGGUGUCUCCAGCAUACGAUCGUGAAAGUUCCCAGCCAGAACCAGAGCAUUACACAUACUUCUGUACACACACUGAACAAAACGAUGCCAGUAACCACAAAUAUACAAGUGUGAUGAAUA